Molecule: messenger RNA, 219 nt
Organism: Gorilla gorilla gorilla (western lowland gorilla)
Lineage: Eukaryota; Metazoa; Chordata; Mammalia; Primates; Hominidae
Product: keratin-associated protein 19-6
Source: RefSeq, a predicted model, not a curated record
AUGAGCUACUAUGGCAGCUACUACAGAGGCCUGGGAUGUGGCUGUGGAGGCUACAGAUAUGGCUCUGGCUAUGGAGGCUAUAGAUAUGGCUGCUGCCGCCCAUCAUGCCGUGAAGGAUAUGGAUUCUCUGGAUUCACUAAAAAACUUGCUGAUUCUCAUACUCUAACUCCAAGAUCUUGCCCGUAUGCUUCAGCAAGGCGAACACUUUUCUCAAUGUAG